CGGUGCAGCAGUGAAAUGGGUCCCCCGUGUUUAGUUGCGGGUAAAGUGCGGUUCCGCGGCGGCACUGUAAUAAACAUGUCCGGCUCCAGAAAGACCCGCUCUGUGGCCAACGCUCCCGACACCGCGCUCAGCAGCCCCAGCGAGCGGAUCCUGCGGGACUGCCACAGCCUUUAUGUGGACCAGGACAAGGGUCUUGUGAAGAUAGCCUCCAGUCUGGGGCUGAGGUUGCUGCCUCCUCGGAAGAAGAUCAUAGUGAUGAUAAUGGGGAAUCACUCUGCUGGGAAAAGCUCCUUUAUUAACUGGUACGUGGAGGAGCACAUUCAGAAGACAGGUGUUGCCAUAGAAACGCAAGGGUUCACGUUUAUAACCAGCGGCAGGAAAAGAGAAUCUCUGACCGGGAAUGCCACGCUCCACCUGUACCCACACUUCCGGCCGCUCCUGGAGUUUAAAGGUGUCACGGACUACCUGUGUGCCGAGAUCUCCACCUCCAAGCAGAAGAAAUUCAGCCUGGUGACGUUCGUGGACACCCCUGGGCUGGUGGACGGAGACAUGGUCUAUCCCUUCGAUGUCAACAGCGCCAUUACGUCGUUUGGCGAGCAGGCGGAUCUGAUCUUCGUGUUCUUCGACCCGAUGGGACAGGCGCUGUGUAAGCGAACGCUCAACAUCGUGGAGAAGCUGAGCGAGAAAUGUGGAGAUAAAUUGCGUUUCUACCUCAGUAAAGCUGACGAGGCGGGACGGGAGACAGACAGACAGAGAGUGAUGAUGCAGAUAGUGCAGGAGCUGUGCCGCAGACCCGGACUCAACAAAUGCGGCUUUGAAAUGCCCACCAUAUACAUCCCCAACCCACAGAAACAAAGCAGGUGUGUGAACCAGAUCGACGAGGUGUGUGAGACAAUAGAGAAGACCAUUAACCAAGCUGUGCAGAAGACCCUCGACCAGCUGGAGAAAGACUGUGACCUCAUCACCUCCACUAUCAGCAAUAAGCUCGCCCAGGACAGGGCUAACGUGAGCUAUAAUAAGAGCAGCUAUAUUAACUCUUUCCUGUGUGGCUUCUUGGCGUUCUUCCUCCCCACGCUCUUCAUCACCAGCUUUAUUGUCACCACCUUCAUCUCAGAGGACCUGGACUCUCUGGUGGGGGAGGGGCUCGCCCGAGUCCUCACUGUGUCUACGGGAAUAGUGAUGUAUCUGUGGGAGUGGGUCCCUGAAGACGGACAGUUAGUUUCUAUCAUCAUCUUUGGAGCCAUGUGCUACUUUUUCUUAGUUCUCGCCAGGUAUUUUGCACGCCAAGGCUGUAAAACUCUCACGAAGAAAGAGAAGAAGAGUCUGACUGAGUGCAGUGAUUACGUUCAGGAAAUCAUCAAAGCCAAAAAGAGAAAACUGUAUGAAGAAUAUCUCCAGCAGUGUGCGGCAGAAUACGACUUCUAAACCAAGCACAAACCAACGCAGAAGAACCAGCAUCUUCUGAUCAGCGGGCAUUUUAUACAGGAUGAUGAAUAAGCACGUCUUCAAUGCAGAUGGUAUGAGCGUUCACAGUUCAUGCCUUAUCAGUGUGUGAUGUGAGCGCAGUUGUAUUUCUUAUGUUUCUCAGUAAUAAUAAUAAUAAUAAUUCGCAGUGCCUUUUUUAUCUUUAAUGUGAAUGAACGAACGUACGCAUGGAAAAUAAUGUGACACAAACAUGACACCUCACACCUCACUCUUAUAAACUUUAAAACCAGCCUGUGUGUAUAUAUACAGCUCAGGAAAAAAAUAAGAGUGUUACGUUUUUGAAUCAGUUUCUCUAUAUAAAUAGAUUUUGCUAUUUAUAGGUAUAUGUUUGAGUAAAAUGAACAUUGUUGUUUUAUUAUAUAAACUACAGACAACAUUUCUCCCAAAUUCCAAAUAAAAAUAUAGUUAUUUAGAGUAUUUAUUUACAGAAAAUGAAAAAUGGCUGAAAUAACAAAAAAUAUGCAGAGCUUUCAGACCUCAAUUAAUGCAAAGAAAACAAGUUCAUAUUCAUAAAGUUUUAAGAAUUCAGAAAUCAAUAUUUGGUGGAAUAACCCUGGUUGGUUUUUAAUUACAGUCUUCAUGCAUCUUGGCAUUAUUUCCUCCUCCACCAGUCUUACACACUGCUUUUGGAUAACUUUAUUAUUGUUUAUCCUAGUUAUUGAUGUAAUUAUUGUUGUUAUAAAAUGCUUCCUUUUUAAAUAUAUCCACUUACAGCUGAUAUAAGGUGGAAAUUAUGAGAUUUCGAGGUGGAAAUUAUGAAAUUUCAGCAGUUGACUUGUUGCAGUGGACUAUUAUUGUACCACACUAGAGUUCAGUCAGCUCUUUAACUUCAUUAAUUCUUUCUCUUAUGUCUGUAAAGACAGACUGCCUGGCUAGGGGCUCGAUUUUAUACGCCUGUGGCUAGAAUGAGACUGAAAACAUCUGAAGUAAUUGAUUUAAAUCUGUGUCCCAAUACUUGUCUCCAUAUAGUGUUUAUCUAUAUGUAAUAUACAACUCUGGAAUAGAAAAAUAAGAGGCCACUUAAAAAUGGUGAUUUUUUUAAUUUUAUUUUGCCAAUUUAAAAACCUCUGGAAUAUAAUCAAGAUGAAGAUGGAUGAUCACAAGCCAUCAAACCAAACUGAACUGCUUGAACUUUUGCACCAGGAGUAAAGGCAUAAAGGUAUCCAAAAGCAGUGUGUAAGACUGGUGGAGGAGAACAUGAGGCCAAGAUGCAUGAAAAAAACUGAUUAAAAACCAGGGUUAUUUAUUUAUUUAUUUUCUGCAAAUAAAUGCUCUAAAUGACAAUAUUUUUAUUAGGAAUUUGGGAGAAAUGUUGUCUGUAGUUUAUAGAAUAAAACAACAAUGUUUAUUUUAGUCAAACAUAAAGCUAUAAAUAGCAAAAUCAGAGAAACUAAUUCAGAAACUGAAGUGGUCUCUUAAUUUUUUCCAGAGCUGUAUAUAUAAUCUAUAAUAAUUUACUUAGUAUUGACAGUAUUGUUUACAUGUCAAUAUGCUGCACUGACUCUAAGACUUUUUUAAAGCUACAUUAUGUGGUUUUUAUGCAUCGUACAAAACACGUCCAAAAGUUUGUAGACUCCCGCUAAUCGAAUCUUGUAUUUCUUCAGAAGAUUUCGGUAUUAAAAGGUCAUUUAGUGCGUUUUUCCUGUAGCAGCAGCAUGUAAUCUAAUAAGUUGAAACACUGCUGUUUUUUCUGAGAGAGCACAGUUCCUCUGCUCCACAGCCCAGCGCAGGGGGCUUUAUACCCCUCAGGCGAUGUGUGCAACUGAACAUCUGUGUAAGCAGUACAUUCUCACUGUCCAAUGAAAAACAAGUAUCUCAAAAGUGGUGGCUUUACAGGAGAAGGUUCUUUAAAUUUGAAUGGAAGUUUUAAAUAAGAGUAUUAAAUACGUAAUUUCAGAGCAUGUCUAUUAGAGGUGGACGAUAUGAUCGAAAAAUAAUAUCACGAUAUUUAAUGGUAUUUUUGCAAUAACGAUACUCUUGAAUUAAAAGCAAACAAAAUGCAACAAAAUGAAAUUAAAUUGUAUUAUUGCAUACGAUAUGAUAUAACACACCCCUAACUGAGAUAUUAACAAAUACAAGAAUUUUAUCAGAUUUGUAACAGAAGUCAAUGAUCCAGAAUGGCAUGAUACUAAUAAUGCACUCCAAAUAUCUCCUUAUAUCCAGGAUUAAAGUAAAAUAAAUGAUACUGGACAGAUAUAAUCUGUCUCUAGUACAUAUAUAAUGGGAAAUUAAAAAGUGUGAAUUUUUCUUUUGCUAAAAACGGCUAAAAAGUAGUACCCUGAUGUGAUAAUUAGAAGUGGGUGAACUGGUAUGAUAUUUUAAGUUAUAAUGUAAUUCAUCAUAUUCAAAAAUGUUGGCGGUAUUAUUGCAUACGGCACGAUAUGGCACACCCCUAACUGAGAUUUUUAAAAUGUGCAAGAAUUUUAUCAGAUAUGAUAUGACAUGAUACAAAUAGUACUAAUAAUGCACUCCAAAUAUCUCCAUAUAUCCAGGAUUAAAGUAAAAUAAAUGAUACUGGACAGAUAUAAUCUGUCUCUAGUAGAUAUAUAAUAGGAAAUGAGAACAGUGUGAAUUUUUCUUUUGCUAAAAACAGUAAAAAUAAAUAAAUAAAUAAAUAAAUAAAGUAGCACCCUGUGAUAAUUAGGGGUGGGUGAUAUGACAGGGUAUUAUAUCGUUCACAAAAUUGAAAAAUGUUGGUGAUAUUAUUACAUAUGAUACGAUAUGGCACAUCCUUAAGGUCUAUUGAUCUAUUCAGAAUUAUUUAUACAGUGUUUAAAACAGCUACAGGUUUCAAAUAAAGGAGAAAUCUAGACAAAUAAUGGACAUAUUGUCUGGUAUUGAAAUACACAUCAAUCAGUUUUCAUUGGACAGCAGUGAAAUGCAUGCAGAAGUAACACAAUUCAAAAAUAAAAAAAUAUUAUAUUAAUUGUUGUCUAUGUACAUUUAAAUAUGUGGUGUAGGGUUUCUUACAAAGCGUUUCUUUAAUCCAGACAUUAGAAGAUGCAGAAAUCACAGAAUGUAGCUUCAGAUCAUAUAAAAAAACUGCCUUUUUUUGUAUUUUUUUUGUAUAGAAUUUUAUUAGUUGUGAUUUUCUGUGUAUUCACUGUUGUGUGUUUUACUGUUUGCUGUGAAUUUUUGUGAUAACGGCUCACUGAUCUAGCCAUUUCUUUUCAAAUUAAAGUAAAUUAUGCAACUAUCUAUACCAAGACAAUUACUAGUGCAUUGCAAAAAAUUGAAUAUCAUUGAAGAGUUCAUUUAUUUCAGUAACUCGUAUAUUAUAUAGAUGUAUUAAACACAGAGUGAUCUAUUUUAAAGUGUUUAUUUUAUUGUUGAUAAGGAUUUUGGCUUACAGCCCAUGAAACCCCAAAAAUCAGCAUCUCAGAAAAUUAGAAUAUUAUAUAAGACCAAUUGGUGAUACUUUUGUCAGUGUGGGCAGUAUGCCAAAUCCUGCUGGAAAAUGAAAUCCGCAUCUCCAUAAAAGUUAAAGUCAGCAGAGGGAAGCAUGAAGUGCUGUAAGAUUUUGUGGGAAAACAAAACUGCACUGACUUUAGACUUGAUAAUAAAACACAGUGGAUCAACACCAGCAGAUAUCAGACAUGUCUCUCCAAACAAACCAUCACUGAUUGGUGGAAACUUCACACUAGUCCUCAAGCAGUUUGGACUGUGCGUCUCUCCACUCUUCCUCCAGACUCUGCUCCCUUGAUUUACAAAUGAAAUGUAAAAUUUAGUCAUUUUGGUCUUUGGACAGUGAUGGAUCUUUUCAGGGAUAUUCUUUUUUUUUUUUUAGAUGCACUAGUAUGGCCAUUGAAAAUCUGCAUGUUACUUAGAUAGAGUGAACUUUUAUUUUAUUUAUUUUUUGUAUAGUUGUAGUAAUCAAUAAUUUUACAACAAAUAUUUGGACAUUUGUUGUAAAAUUAUUAUUGUUAAAUUUGUUUUGUUGACUAAAAAAAUAGAUUCACACAAGGAGUUAUAGUUAUAGUACUUCUACAAAAAACUCUCCUAAUUCUUGUAACAAUACUGACAUGCCAAAAGUCUUGGGACAGGAACUGGUAUUGUAACACCUUGUAACACCAAGUUUCCGAGAUGUCUCUUGAGGUGAUACUUUACGAAGAGUCUAUAUGCUGCUAUUCCAUGACUUUUGGCAUGUUAGUGUCAAAAGUUUGUUUGAAUAUUUUAAAAGCAGCAUAAAUGAGCAGUGUUCAUUAGGACUGUUUUCAGAGUUAAUGCCAUGAUUGUACAGCUCCUAGUGUGAAAUGUGAUUCUCUGGGGUCUAGAAGUCUGAGAGCAAACAGAUAGUCAGAAAUUAUUUUGUUUAAAGCUGUAAAUGAACAAUGGUAGUGUUUUACCAUUGAAAUGUAUAUAAAUGGGCUCUGGGUAGUGCAGCAGGCUAAGCAUUGCCACUAAGGUUGGGAGAUUGUUGGUUUGAAUCCCGUUCAUGCAGCUUUCCAUCAGCUGCCGGAGCCCUGAGAGAGCACAAUUAAUUGUCCUUGCUCUCACUGGUUGGGUACAUUAGAUGGUGCUCUUUCCCCUCAUCACUCCUAGGGUGAUGUCGAUCAGCACAAGGCGUCUGUGAGCUGAUGUAUAGCAACCGGGUCGCUGCACUUUCCUCCAAGCGUGCUGUAAUGCUACUUGACAAAAUAUAUAUAUAUGUUUUUCUCAAUUUGUCUCUCAAUUUGCUUUGUAUUGAAUUAAAAACGAAUGCGAUCUGCUCUCAAGACUUUUUGGACCUUAUUAUAUAUUAAAAAACAGCACUUCUGUCCCUUCUCCAUAUGUAGCACUUAUUAGUUUUAUUGAUAAUCGAUUACUGGGAUGUUUGCUGCAAAAACGCUGAUGUAUUUUUCAUCAAACUAUAAUGAAUAUGGAUGUAGAACAGUAUGAUCAUUCUGAACAGAUCUGUGUUGUUUAGAUUGAGUCAGUUUAGCUUAAUCAUCCAAUCUACAUUAUGUAGUUUUAUUAUAAAAUGUUCACAGAUGUUCUAAAAGGUGCUAGAGCUUAUUUUAGAAUAGUGGAAUCCCUGUGUGUGAGCCUGAGGGUUAUAUAUGAUGUAUGUUAAUUUUUUAAUCUAUCUGUCAGUGUUUUCCAGUCUUUACUUUAAUUUAUUUAUGUGUUUUUUAUCCUGUAGCUCACCUGGGGUCAGAUUCUCAAAAGCUAACACGUAUUUGCCAUUAAUGUUAAAGUUAAUACUGUGCAAAAUGGAAGUAAAUUAUGUAGUAAAAAAAUAUAUAUAAAUUGGAUCUUAAAGUGGUGGUAAAGUAAGAUUUUUAAAGAAUAUUUUUUCUUAACUUGACUUUUCUUAAAAAAAUCAAGAAUUUAAAAAUAAUUUUAUAAAGAUGCUUUUGUAAAUCUGACCCCUCCUAAUACAGCUCAUCAGCCCUUUAUAAAGCUUAAGAUAUGAUAUGUCAAAGCAGGUAAAGCACAAAAAUGGGCACUCGGGAGCAUAACUAGAAACCCCUGACUAAUCUAUAGUAAUCUUUGUAAUUUGUUCCUGUAUCUCCAUUUUUGCCAUAUAUGUCCAUAUAGUACAAAGUCAAAAAUGUGUAUUAAUUUAACAAAAAAUGUCCCAGUCAAAAUUCUUUUUUUUAAUAUUGACAUUAAAGUUAAGCCUUUUUUACUUCUAUAAAGUUACAGUUUUGGAGAUACAAGGUUUUAGGCUACAGCAACAAUAAAAGCAGAAGUACAGAAGUCUUCCUUUAUCACUGUAACGAGCAUCAUUUAGGGCUGUUUGCAAUACAAAGUAUAUUUUGAUAAUCUGUUAUGACUUUACUUCAUAUUCUGUGAAUUCUCUUCAUUUUCAGAUCUUCACUUUUUAUCGCCAUGCUGUCUGUAAUUUAUUAUAUUUCUUCUAUUAUAUCUGAGAUUUCUAUCUUUAUUCUCCAGAUUUUGUAGCAGUUUUAUACUUGAUUAUUUAAGAACCGCAAUCUCACACGGUUGGUCAGAUGUCUUCCGUGCCAGACUGAUGAAACUGUGCUCCAUCCCUGUGACUCCUUUGUAUUGUUACUUCUGUUCAUAAUAAAGAAUAAUAAUAGAAUUAUAAUAAA
Astyanax mexicanus (Mexican tetra) is the source of this 7523-nucleotide messenger RNA. RefSeq lists its product as uncharacterized. The transcript has 12 exons. Lineage: Eukaryota; Metazoa; Chordata; Actinopteri; Characiformes; Acestrorhamphidae. Gene Ontology annotation, molecular function: GTPase activity. The record is from RefSeq and is a predicted model, not a curated record. Bases 16 to 1425 code for a protein of 469 amino acids.